Thunnus maccoyii (southern bluefin tuna) is the source of this 4060-nucleotide messenger RNA. RefSeq names its product large tumor suppressor kinase 1 (gene lats1). Gene Ontology annotation, molecular function: ATP binding; protein serine/threonine kinase activity. Gene Ontology annotation, biological process: peptidyl-serine phosphorylation; hippo signaling; G1/S transition of mitotic cell cycle. Lineage: Eukaryota; Metazoa; Chordata; Actinopteri; Scombriformes; Scombridae. The coding region runs from base 356 to 3676 and encodes 1106 amino acids. The transcript is spliced from 8 exons. The record is from RefSeq and is a predicted model, not a curated record.
UAACCGGAUGUGUGUUGCGGUAAUUUUGUGUAUAGCUUGUCUCUGUUGUACUUGUCAUUCAGACAUCCCAGGAAUUCAACACGACUAGGAGCCAGUCAGCUCGGCACAACAAGGACAUUUUAAGUUAAAAUCGCGUCUUUGUCGCCGAGAAAGGUCAAGGAACUCUCAUUUGUUGUCAAAAUAGGAAAAGAGUGGCGGAAAGUGUCAGCUACAGAGUCUGAUUGGUGUUGCACACUUGUGUCAGCAGCAUGCAGAUGUGAAGUCAGACUCCAGAGACCCCUGCCACCCUGUGCUGCAACCCUGGACUGAGUGUCAUCCUCUUCAUCCCCUUCAUCGUCAUCAUACAUGCUCUUACAUGAAGAGGGGGGAGAAACCCGAAGGAUACAGACAGAUGAGACCCAAAACGUUUCCCGCCAGCAACUACAGCGGCAACAGCCAACAAAUGCUGCAGGAAAUACGGAACAGCCUGCGAAACCUGUCCAAGCCCUCUGACCCACCUAAAGUGGACAUUGGUGGAGCUGGAAAAAUGCUCCCUGAGGACCCGAGGCAACAGGGGCGCUGCAGCAACCCCAAAAACCAUUACCAUAAGGCCUUACAGGAGAUCCGCAAGUCCCUGAUGCCUUUUGCCAAUGAGCCCAGCACUUCAGGCCCCUCAGCCGAAGUGAACAAACACAUGUUGCUGGAGCCACCGUGCGCUGGGUUCGAGGAGCAGACCAGCAGUCGUAGUAUGGGGGCAACUAUAGACUACCUGGGUAAGGUGACCUACCAGGACUCGAUGAGGGAACAGAUGGCUGUUUCCAACCCCAACACUACAUGCCUGAAAGCCCCAGGUUCCUCUCAUAUGCAGCAGUCUGUACUGCGGAGGCCGAGCUGGAAGGGCUCUAAGGAGUCUUUGGCUCCUCGACACGGCCCCCUCAUGGUGGAUGGGAUGAUGUACCGCUCAGACAGCCCCGGCCCGCCUCCUGCCUUCCCACAGGGUCACCCAGGCAACAGCCAGAGAGUCAACCCUCCCCUGCCACCUCAGGUGCGCAGCGUCACACCUCCACCAAACCGGGGUCCCAUGCCUCCCGCUCCAUCCUGGGACAGCAACGCAUCAACUAAGCGCUACUCUGGCAACAUGGAAUAUCUUGUGCCCCGCAUCUCUCCGGUACCUCAGGGAGCCUGGCCUGACGGGUACCCGGCUCCGGCCCCUCAGAAUCAGCGCGGCAUCAGCCCAGUGCCUAUGGGCCACCAGCCCAUCAUAAUGCAAAGCACUGGGGGGAAUAAGUUUAACUUUCCAUCCAGCUGGUCUCAGAAUAGCUCCCCUCAGCCAGACUACAUGGCGGGGGGCAGCAGACAGCCUCCUCCCCCUUACCCGGUCAACCAGAGUAGCCGGCACAGUCCCACUGACCAGCAGAUGCAGGCAGGGGGACCUGCAUCCUCUCCAUCUUACGUCAAUGGUGGAAACAUCCCUCAAUCUAUGAUGGUUCCCAACCGAAACAGUCACAACCUUGACAUGUACAACAUAGGUCCUCCUCAGUCCUGGUCCCAAGCCCCACUGGCCCCCAACCAGCCUCAAUCUUCCUCUGGCAACAGCAGCAACCAGGAUCUGUCCCCAUCAUGGCAGCACAACAUGCCGGUUCGCUCUAAUUCCUUCAACAACCACCAGCUAAACGGCAGACAGGCCCACCCAGCGAGCUCCCAGCCCUCUGCCACCACGGUCACCGCCAUCACACAGGCUCCCAUCCUGCAGCCAGUUAAAAGCAUGCGCGUCCAGAAACCUGAGCUGCACACCGCCGUCGCUCCCACACACCCUCCAUGGAUGCAGCAAGCUCCACCGCCUCCUGCUGCACCUGCCUACCCAGAACCGACAGCCCCUGUUCCUCAGAUCCCUGUAGUAGCAGAAGUACCCAGCUACCAGGGACCCCCUCCUCCCUACCCGAAGCGCCUCCGUCAACAGCAAGCUGCACCGUGCCCCCCAGCGUACGACCCAGGGGUCAAUAAGCUCAACACAGGCAGGGAGGAGCCUGCUGAAGAGGAGCGCGGCGGCGGAGACAACACACGAGACAAGCCGGCGGAAAGUCCAGAAAGCACAGCGGCGACAGAAAAGGAGAAGAAGCAGAUCACGACAUCGCCCGUUCCCGUGCGCCGUAACAAGAAAGACGAGGAGCGGAGAGGAGAGUCCGGCAGAGUGGCUCUGUACUCCCCCCAGGCUUUCAAGUUCUUCAUGGAGCAACAUGUGGAGAACAUCCUAAAGAACCAUCAGCAGCGGAUCCGGAGGAGGAAACAGCUGGAAAGUGAGAUGCAAAGGGUGGGUUUGUCUUCAGAAGCCCAGGAGCAGAUGCGUAUGAUGCUCUGCCAGAAAGAGUCCAACUACAUCCGGCUAAAGCGAGCCAAGAUGGAUAAAUCCAUGUUUAAACGAAUCAAAACCCUCGGCAUCGGAGCCUUCGGUGAGGUGUGCUUGGCCAGAAAAGAGGACACAGGAGCGCUGUACGCCAUGAAGACGCUCCGUAAGAAGGACGUGCUGCUGAGGAACCAGGUGGCUCACGUCAAGGCUGAGAGGGACAUCCUGGCUGAGGCCGACAACGAGUGGGUGGUGCGUCUCUACUACUCUUUCCAAGACAGAGACAACCUGUACUUCGUCAUGGAGUACAUCCCGGGAGGGGACAUGAUGAGCCUUCUCAUCCGGCUCGGCAUCUUCAAAGAAGAGCUGGCGCAGUUCUACAUCGCAGAGCUCACCUGCGCUGUGGAGAGCGUCCACAAGAUGGGGUUCAUUCACCGGGACAUCAAGCCAGAUAACAUCCUCAUAGACCGAGACGGACACAUAAAGCUCACCGACUUCGGCCUUUGCACUGGUUUCCGCUGGACGCAUGAUUCCAAGUAUUACCAGAGUGGGGACCAUGUGAGGCAGGACAGCAUGGACUUCAGUAAGGAAUGGGAAGAUCCAGGUAACUGCCGCUGCACAGACCGUCUGAAGCCUCUGGAGAGGAGGAAGGCCAGACAGCACCAGCGCUGUUUGGCCCACUCACUGGUGGGGACGCCCAACUACAUCGCGCCAGAAGUGCUGCUCCGUACAGGAUACACCCAGCUCUGUGAUUGGUGGAGUGUUGGUGUCAUCUUGUAUGAGAUGGUUGUUGGACAGCCUCCCUUCUUGGCGACCACACCCCUGGAAACGCAGCUGAAGGUGAUAAACUGGAAGAGCACGCUGCACAUUCCCCCGCCAGCCAAGCUCAGCCCGGAGGCGUCGGAUCUCAUCGUUAAAUUGUGCCGCGGCCCCGAGGACCGCCUCGGCAAGAACGGUACAGAUGAAAUCAAAGCUCACCCUUUCUUCAAGGCCAUCGACUUCUCCAGCGACCUGCGGCAGCAGGUGGCGCCCUACAUCCCCACCAUCGCUCACUCCACAGACACCUCCAACUUUGACCCUGUGGAUCCAGAUAAACUGUGGAGCAGCGACAGCGACGGCGAGGACAACCUCAACGACACACUCAACGGCUGGUUCCGCAACGGCAAGCACCCCGAACACGCCUUCUACGAGUUCACCUUCCGCCGCUUCUUCGACGACAACGGCCAUCCAUACAGCUGCCCCAAACCCAUCGAGUACGAGGGCUACAACGAAGACGAGGCAGACUCGGAGGGCCAGGUGCAGGAGGCGGCCGGUAGUCAGGUGGCACAGGGCCGAGACCUGGUCUAUGUGUAGCAUCUGAGGCCCAUUUAGCUGCUUGUACAUAACGAGUUUGUGGAGGGUGUUUGUGUGAGUGAAGGUGGUUGCAACGGUACAGCAUUUAAAACCAUCAACAUAGGAAAGUAUGUUUUUAGGAGCAAUCAGAGCACUCUGCAGCACCAGAUCCAGCUACGUCGGGGCUACACUGGCUUGAUUUUUGCCAGAGCAGCUUGCGUCUGGAGCAUAAAGUAAACUUGUGACUGUGUAUAAAUGCCUAUAUUUAUUGGCAGUUGACUUAAAUUUAAUGUGUAAUGAAAUAGUUGAUUUGUCAUAGGGCUGCAACCAGUGAUUAUUUUCACUAUUGAUUAAUUAAUUAGUUGUUUGGUCCAUAAAAUGUCAGAAAAAGGUGAAAAAUGUUGA